GGUCAGAGGUAACCACUAUAUCAGCUCUGCGGUCCGACAACUCCUAUUUCAAAUCUCAGAGAAGAGCAGCAGCGAACACUUGGAGGUUUUAACACCAGAUCAACUUUGAAGACUUUUCUUGGUUUCACAUCGACUCCUGCAAACAUGACACCGAUUCUACUGAACUGUAUGGGGAGUGAGCACAAUGAGUUUAUCAAACAACACGUCCAGGUGAACAAUCCCUACCUGGAGGGCAUGGAGGAGGACAUUCUCUACCACUUCAGCUUGAGCAACAGGACUCACAACCUUCCAGAAAUGUUUGGAGACAUUAAGUUUGUGUGUGUUGGUGGAAGCGCGAACCGCAUGAAAGCCUUCGCCCAGUUCAUCCACCAGGAGCUGCAGCUGCCAGGAAACCCAAAGGAAAUCACAGAUAUCUGUGAGGGAACUGAUCGCUACUGCAUGUACAAAGUGGGACCAGUGCUGUCGAUAAGCCAUGGAAUGGGCGUCCCCUCCAUCUCCAUCAUGCUGCACGAGCUCAUCAAGCUGCUGCACCAUGCCCAGAGUCGUGACGUGGUCGUCUUCCGCCUCGGAACAUCCGGUGGAGUCGGUCUGGCUCCAGGGACCGUGGUGAUCACAGACAAAGCGGUGGACUACUCCUUCCGUGCCCAGUUUGAGCAGGUGGUUCUGGGUAAAGUCAUCACCAGGAGCACGGAGCUGGACGAGGGGGUGGCCAGCGAGCUGCUGCAGUGCUCCUCCGAGCUGCAAAACAUUCCAUCAGUGAUCGGAAACACCAUGUGCACCAGCGACUUCUACGAAGGUCAAGGCCGACUGGACGGGGCACUGUGCUCCUUCUCUCGCGCUGAAAAACUGGAGUAUCUGAGGAAAGCGUACGAGGCCGGAGUGAGGAAUAUUGAAAUGGAGUCCACUGUAUUCGCUGCCAUGUGCCGCGUCUGUGGUCUCAAAGCGGCUGUGAUCUGUGUGACGUUGCUGAACCGCUUCGAUGGAGACCAGAUCACCUCCACUCAUGAUGUGCUGACGGAGUACCAGCAGAGACCUCAAGUCUUAGUGUCCCACUUCAUCAAGAAACGCCUGGGACUCAUCGUCUGAGACGUCUGCCUCCCCCCUCCCAACCCCAGCAUUCCCCUAACAUGUACAUAGCUUUGACUGACAUGUGGAUAUGUAUAUAUUAAUGUAUAAACUGUACUGUAUAACAUGUUAAUAUGUGUAUUAGACACUUAUUUUAUAAACUAUUAAGAUUUCUAUGAUUUAUUUGUAAUAUAAAAAAAAUGCUAAAAUAUGAAGUUAAGUUACUUGACUCUUGAAUUUUCCUCUAGUUGGUUUGACUCCAGAUGAUUUGAACAUUUGGAAUAAAAAUCUGCAUAUUGGUUUGUAGUCUCUUAGAGAGUUGUUUUCCCUGUUAUAUGCUCAUUAGAUGAGAAACACUUGUAUUCCUUAGUGAUUUUCACUUAAAAUAUGAGAAGAGUAAAGGGACAUUCCUGUAAUUUGAACGUGUUAUUAAAUACUCAGAGUAAAGAUUGUGCAAUAUAAGCUUGUUUAUGCAAAUGUGAACUUACGGACUGUGACAUAAGAGGUGAAUAAACAUUGAUAAAUGUGCAGGAAAGUCAUUUCAAUGUGUUGGAUAUAUAUGUUUAUUAUGACUAAGAAAAAGUCUGUGAUACUGUACUUCUCAACGGGUGCUGUAGAGUCUAAAACUAAAUAAAAACAAUAAAAGUUAACAAUGUUAA
Messenger RNA from Pleuronectes platessa (European plaice), 1724 nucleotides. RefSeq names its product uridine phosphorylase 2 (gene upp2). The coding region runs from base 145 to 1086 and encodes 313 amino acids. Gene Ontology annotation, molecular function: uridine phosphorylase activity. Gene Ontology annotation, cellular component: cytoplasm; cytosol. The transcript has 7 exons. Gene Ontology annotation, biological process: nucleotide catabolic process; uridine catabolic process. The record is from RefSeq and is a predicted model, not a curated record. NCBI's taxonomy places the organism in Eukaryota, Metazoa, Chordata, Actinopteri, Pleuronectiformes, Pleuronectidae.